Ornithorhynchus anatinus (platypus) is the source of this 3925-nucleotide messenger RNA. RefSeq lists its product as uncharacterized. NCBI's taxonomy places the organism in Eukaryota, Metazoa, Chordata, Mammalia, Monotremata, Ornithorhynchidae. The record is from RefSeq and is a predicted model, not a curated record. The transcript has 6 exons. Bases 1881 to 3146 code for a protein of 421 amino acids.
AGGUCUCACGGCAGACCAGAGGCGGAGCGGGGAUUAGAACUCGGGUCCUCCGACGCCCAGGCCCGGGCUCUUCAAACUAGACCGUGUCGUUCCUCAAUUUAAUCCCCAUUUUACAAAAGAGGAACCGAGGCACGGACGAAUGAAGGGACCCGCCCGAGGUCUCACGGCAGACCAGAGGCGGAGCGGGGAUUAGAACUCGGGUCCUCCGACGCCCAGGCCCGGGCUCUUCAAACUAGACCGUGUCGUUCCUCAAUUUAAUCCCCAUUUCCCAGAAGAGGAAACCGAGGCACGGAGAAACGAAGGGACCGGCCCGGGGUCUCGCGGCAGACCGGAGGCGGGGUCGGGAUUGGAACCCGGGUCCUCCGACGCCCAGACCGGGGCUCUUCAAACUAGACCGUGUCGUUCGGCAGCGUAAUCCCCAUCUUACAGAAGAGGAAACCGAGCAGCGCCGCCAUCGGCCGGCUCACCCGGUUCGGUCAUUCAGUCAUUCGUUCAGGACACUGUACUAAGCGCUCCGGAGAGACAGGCGCGACAACGAUCCGACACGUUCCCCCGCCCCCGCGGGCCGAGCCGACCGUCCCGCCACCCCGACCCGGGGCCCGGGGCGCGGGGAACCGGUUCGAUCCGGUCUGGGACGGGGGCGGGUCGGCCGGCUGGCGGUUUACCAGAUUUCCCGAGGCGGGCUCCUUCCCGGAAAUGGUAUUUCUUCACUUUCAUUCCUUUCUCUUCUCCCGCUCCGGGAUUCGAAAGCAAAAGCCGCGGGCGCGGCGGCUGCACUGCUGUUUCGAGGUGAGGCUCGCCGUCUCUCGUCUCCUUUUGUCACCUUUAUUGAUAGCGGUGAUAACGUCAACUGUACGUCCGUAGGCGCCCGUAGUGCCUAACGUAUAACGCCGGUAUAGAUCGUAACCAUCUGCUGAGCGCCUACGAACGAGUCGAGGGCCGCCCUAAGCCCCGGGGUAGAGCGGAGGCGAUCGGGUCGGACGGUCGUCCGGCCGGCCGGAUCUAGCGAGCGCCUGCGCGGAGCGCCGUGCCAAGCGCUCGGUAAGUACAAAUCGGCGACGAUCUCGGGCUUGGUCCGAGAUGCCGCUUGGGGAACCCCGGGGGUCUAGCGGUCGGGGGCGAUCCUGGGCGAGUCCCGUAGCUUCCCGGGGUUCUCGGGCUGCCCGUCCGCGAAACGGGGGUUCGAUCCCCGUUCUCCCUCCCCCCGGGACCGUGAGCCCGGCGUGGGAUCGGGGAUAGGGAGUCAGCCGGCCCGGGAUGGAUUUUGGGGUUCGGGAGCGGAUGCCCGUUGACUUGUUUCGACGCGCCCGCAUCUAGAUUUCUAUUGGUUUCUACGCGUGCCGCCGGUGCCCGUCUUACUCGUCUCGCCGUCCGUCUCCCCCCUUCUAGACCGUGAGCCCGGCGCGGGCGGGGAUGCCCUCUCUCUAUUGCUGGGUUGGAUUCCCAAGCGCUUAGCCCGGCGCUCCGCACGCGGCGGAUCGAUUCCGCCGCCGCCUCCUCUCGCCGACCGGUCCCCGUCUCCGACAUCACGAUGUCGUCGGAUCGGGACUCCGGAAUCUUGGAAACGCCGAGUCCCCCUCCGCCCUCCCCGCCGGACCGGCUUGAGAUUGAAGCGAGGUAACACAUCUCCAUCAGUCCGACAAGGGAUGGUAUCUAUUCGGCGCUUACUGCGUGCGGAGCACUGGACUGAGCGCCUGGGAGAGGACGGCGGAGAGAGGACGGAGUCGGUGGCCGCAUUCCCCGGCCGUGCGGAGCCUCCGGCCCGGAGGGGGGACCCCAGCGUGAUUCCCUCCAUCGACUGCCGGCGCUAGGGGGACGGAGAGAAAUAAGUAACGCGGAAAUCUGCUCUUUCCUCUUGUGUUUUAAGUGGCGUUUGAUCGAUGGAGAGGCGGGCCUCUCUCGGAUGGGAGCUGAAUUGGGAAUUCCAGACCUGGAAUAAAGGCAAAUUCGUGAAGAGCGCUUAUCAAUUUUUCUGUGCAACUCUGCACCUGCUGAAAUACAAGGCGGUACCCAAAAAGAUCCAGUAUACCUUUCUGGAAAAGGUGCUCCACUCCCUGUUGGUUCUUGGCUACAUCCAAGAGCCGGAGGUGCAGCCCAAGGAGCUGUUUGAAGGGCUCUUUUCCGAGCUGAGGAAGGAUUUCCCGGAAGCCUUUGAGAAAUACAAGACCCUCAUCCCCCGGCAGACGCCCUACGCCUUCCUCGUAGAUUUCCUCGAACAGGUGAACCGCUUCGACACGGAGCAGGUCCUCGAAGACCUCGAGCGUUUCCACCGAUACCUACUGAAGACCAAAGUGGACCCCAAGAGCGUGAACUACUUUCUGGCCUCCACCGUCAGCGUCAGCUUCUACACCGACGACCGGGGACGCAGAAGUCGGCCUUUCUUCGGCUGUUCGAUAGCCUGUAAGGGGAAGGCGGCCCGGUUCGUCGUCAUCCGGGCGGCCAGUCUCGGUCGGUGGCCCCAGGAGGUGGCCCUGGCCGUCUGGACCUUCUCCCACGGACAGAAGUGGUCCGUGACCUUCCCCGGGAAAGUGAUCAGCACGGCCUACAAGUGGAAUGGGGAUAGAUUCGUCCCGUCCGUCCCCUGUAGUAGGUGUCAUGAGAUGUUCCCGGACGUCGACUUCGAACCCCCGCCUCCCAGCGUGGAGGUCAAGGCCUCUUGGCCGUACGGGAACUGUGCGGAAGCCGAUUCCUUGGGGAAACUCCUCUGGUACCUCAAGGUCUCGGGGAAGGAGGUCGGAGAGACGAGGGGCGCCGCCUGGCGGGUCCUCCUUCUGGAACAAGAGGCCAUGUUGAAAGACCUCAGGGACCGAGUCAGGAAAUGGUUCGGUUCGGUCCGCUUUUUCGGGGACGCCUGGGUUCCGGGGGGAGAAAGCCGCGUGGAUGACGCGGAGGACGGAGUCGGGAGCGGGGGCGAUGUCGGUGGUGGGAUCUGCGACCGUGGGAAUCGAGAUGACGACGGCGGGCGGGCGACCGCCGACGGCGGCGUUGAGAGGACCCACGAGAGGGGAGGCGGGGAGGAAGGCGGCCUUAGCGUCGAGGAUCGGAAUUACCCGGAUAAAGGCGGUCGUGAUUCUCCUACUUUGGACGCUCUAUCCAAAGCUAUUAAAAUCGAUUUACAGAUAGAGGCCGGGAUACGUACGGUAUGAUGGGUGGCGUACGCCACCGUCCCAUCGCUUUAAUGACCGAGAGGCCGAUGAGACAUCUCUACUAUCUGUUGCCGACUCAUCUGUUGCCGACUUGUUCAUUCCAAGCGCUCAGUACAGUGCUCUGCACGUCGUAAGCGCUCAAUAAAUACUAUCGAAUGAAUGAUUACUGCCAUCUGCGAGGUUCCUCGGGCAAGAGGCGGCCAAUUCCUGUCCGAUGGUUUGAAUCUGAGUCUGUUCAUUUGCGUUCAGGGGUCGACGCCCGGGGAAAAGCAGUGCGGCCUGGGGGAGAGGGCCCGGGGAUCGGGAGGCAGGAGGCCUGGGUUCGCCUUCCGCCGCUUCCCCCCGGGCCAAGUGGCCCUGGGCAAGUCACUUCACUUCCCCGGGGGCCUCAGUUCCCUCAUCUGGAACAUGGGGAUUCAGUACCUGCUCUCUCUCCCCCCGGAACCGGAAUCCCACGACGGGGAGGGAGUGUGUCUGGUCUGAUCGCCCUGUACCCAUCUCAGUGCUUCAGGUUUGUUGUGGGCAGGGAACACGUCUUUUAUAUUGGUAUACCGUAAUACUGUAAGUCGUAAUAAUAAUAAUAACUGUGGUUCCGUACUGUCUCAGGCGCUUAGUACAGUACUCUAGACCGUAAGGUCGUCGUGGGGAGGGAACGCGUCUGUUAUUCCGUUAUACCGUAAUAACGACAAGAAGAAGAAUUUCGGUAUCGUCCUCUCCCAGGGACUUAGUACGGCGCUCUAGCCCGUAAGGUCGUUGUGAUCAGGGAAUGUGUGUCUUAU